UCGGAACAACUACCAAUAUGGAUCCGGGGGAAAGCGGAGUCGGCGGGGGCGGCGGAAAGAUCCGGACGCGGCGCUAUCAUCUGGCAGCGGCCUCCUCGAAGCCUUAUCCAAGGAACAAGCAGGGAAUUAUAAAUAUUGUGAAGGAAUCUAUAAAAAACAUUGUUCCAACUUGGCUUCAAAGAUAUUUUACGCAAAAUGAAGAGACAUCUCCAAAUGAGCAAAGAAAUCUGGAAGCGGGGGAUAUAAACUACCAUCCUGCCUUUGCAGAUGAUAUCACUGAAACUGCUUUUGACAUAGAUGGUCGAAUCAAUCCUGAGCCAACCAGAAUUACUUUAGGAGAGCCAUCAACAAGUAGAUCUAGUUUAAAUUUCACAGAUAUUUUAACACGUCCCUCUCUUCAUCGAAGUCACACUAACUGCAACAUUUUGGAUUCUUCACCACCACUCUGUCAACCAUCCACAUCAACUGCAUUUCCAGUUAGUAAUUCUAGACUUUCACUUGGAAAAGAAAUGAAAGAUUCUACCUCGCAGCAUGAAGAUGAUAACAUCUCAACUACAAGUGGCUUCUCUUCAAGAGCAUCUGAUAAAGACAUAACAGUUUCAAAAAAUGCUUCAGUGCCACCUUUAUGGUCUGCUGAGAGUGAAAGACCUGUUUCCCUUCCUCAACAUUCAGCAAAUAGUUCUAAAAAACCUGGAUUUAAUUUGUCUGCUUUUGGAGCACUCUCUCCUUCACUUGGUAAUGCAUCGUUUCUUAAGGCAAGUCAGCUUGGGAAUUCUCCAUUUUACCCUGGUAAAACUACAUAUGGUGGUGCAGCUGCAGCAACAAGGCAGUCUAAAUUACGAAUUACUCCAUAUCAGACACCAAUAAGACGACAAAUGAAAGCCAAGCAAGUGAACGCACAAUCGUAUGGAGUGACAAGUUCCACUGCAAGGCGCAUCUUGCAGUCUCUGGAGAAGUUAUCAAGUCCAUUAGCAGAUGCUAAAAGAAUUCCCUCUUCAGUUUCUACUUCAUUGUCAUCUCCUCUGGAAAACAGUAUGCUGAAUGUUACCAAUUUCCAUUCAUCAAGGAAAAGAGUUGAAACUCAUUAUCCACCAGUUCAGAAGCUUGUGACACCCAAGCCUGUUUCACGGUCAAUGACUCAUUCACAAUUUUUUAAACCUUCUCUCGUGUCUACUGCUGAAUCAAGCAGGAUACGAAAGAGACUAGAGAUCAACCAUAAAGCAGGGCAGGAGAAAAGGCUCACAACGGAAUUGCAAAGUGAACAAUCAACAAGCGUCACAAGCCCUACAUUCACGGCUUCUACAGCCAAUGGACUACCACCUGCAGUAGGAAGUGCUGGAGGCAAAAUGAGAAAGGGAAGAGGUAUACACUAUGUACCAAAAUCCACAGAAAAUGAGGAGAUGGAGAUACCAGCACUACCAGAAAUUUCUCUGCCCAUUAGUACAUCAUCACUGCCAAAAUUCAGCUUUGGCCCUCCGGCUAGUUCUUCUGGUUCAUCCUUAACUUCCAGUGCUGCCCAACCAGUGACUAACAAGGUACAGCCAGCUAGCAGUCCUGUAUUCAAAUUUUCAUCUCCAAUUGUAAAAUCUACUGAAGCAGAAAUGCUGCCUCCAGUAUCUAUUGGUGGAUUUAAAUUUAGUGCUCCUGUUGCAAAAUCAUCUGAUCUUUCAGGAUCCAGGAAUACUUCAUUAUCACCCCAAAUUAAUUCAGCUGUCAACAACAUAAGCAAUGAGAAAGAAAAUGAGUAUGAUGGUCCUUUUAAGCCUGCAAAAAUCCUAAAAGAAGGGAGUGUUCUGGAUAUUUUAAAAAGUCCUGAUUUUGCUUCCCCAACUAGUCUAUCAACAUCCUCAUCAUCAAUCACACCAUAUGUUGAAACAAGCACAGUGGUUUACACAAGGCCUGCAAUAAGUAAUUUUUCUGGAGCUGUUUCAGGAUUUGGAGAUCCUAUGAAGCAAAUGCCAACGCAUUGGCCACAAUAUACAUGUCUUCCACAAAACAAGUUGGCAGAAAAUAAAUGUACAUCCUGUCAAAUUACAAAAGUGCCAACUUCCAGUGGUACUAAACAGACUGAGACUUUGACUCAGAACACCACCAUCAAAUCAGUAGUUUCUUCAACAGAAGCACAGGGGUUUGGAGAUAAAUUUAAGGCAGGAGCUGGCACUUGGGACUGUGAUACCUGUUUGGUCCAGAACAAAUCAGAAACUGCAAAAUGUGUGGCCUGUGAAACACCAAAACCUGGAACGGGAGUUAAACAAGCUCUGGUGUUGCCUCUUGUCACAGACAGUGCAACCACAACAGUGUCUUCCUCUUCUAGUUCUACUACUGUUACAAAUACUUUAGGAUUUGGAGACAAAUUCAGAAAGCCGAAAGGUGCUUGGGAAUGUUCUGUGUGCUUAGUGUCAAAUCUGGAAGAGAACAACCAGUGUGUGGCCUGUCAAUCAGACAAAGCAGGGAGUUCAGUACCUUUGGUCAGUGGCAGUACUUCAACUUUACCUACACUUUCUGGAGGAUUUUUGAAUUUAGACAAAUUCAAGAAACCAGUAGGAAGCUGGGACUGUGAAACCUGCUUAGUACAAAACAAACCAGAUGCAACCAAAUGUAUAGCUUGUGAGAGUUCAAAACCAGGCCACAAAACUGAAUUCAAAGGUUUUAGUACAGCUACUUCCGAGCCAUCUGCUCUUUCAUUUAAAUUUGGUAUUCAGUCAUCGUCGCCGUCAUCAGAAUUAUCCCAGACUGCAGGAAAAAACUUCAAAUUUGGAGAACAAGCAGGAUUCAAAUUUAGUAGUACAUCAGAUUUGGGUUCUUCAGGAGGCUUUAAAUUUUCUAAAAAUGAAGGCUCCAAUCCAGGAAGCGUUUCUUCAGAGUCUAAAUCUGAGGAAAAUGUGAAAGAAGGAAAGAACAACAACACUUUCAGUUUUGGACUUCCUGCUGGAGGUAGCAGUUCAUCUACUACCCCAUUUCAGUUUGGAAUAGCUAACCUUGGACAACAAGAGAAGAAAGAUGGACUUAACAAGUCAGUUGUAGGAGGUUUCACUUUUGGCACAAGUUCUAUAGGAGCCGCAACUGCAUCUGAGAAAAAAACUGGAAUAAGUACUUUCAAAUUUGGAAAUGUAGAGGAGAAGGAAAUUGCAGAAAGUCCCUUUUCCUCUAAGAAAUCAGAGAAGAAGGAAGCACCUUCAGCAAAAGGUGGCUUUACUUUUGGUAAAAUAGACCCUGUGAAUGCCCCACUGCUUACUAUGGGAAGGACAGAUGAAAAGCAGGAGGUGGCUGCCUCUUCUACUCCAUUAGUGUUUGGAAAGAAAGCAGAGCGCGAAGAGUCAAAGGCGCAACCCAUGUUUUCAUUUGGGAAAACAGAACAAACCAAAGAUGAUGGCACAGUAAAACCUGCAUUUAAUUUCGGCUUGGCAAAACCUGCUGAGAAACCAGCUGAACAACAAAUGAAACCAACAUUUGCAUUUGGGGCACAAGCAAACUCUCCAGAUCCAGCACCAGCAAAGGAGGCAUUCACCUUCCUGAGCUCUACUUCUUCUAAUACUCCUAUGCCAAAUGUUUCUCUUGGUGGCAGCAAUAGCAGUAGCGGCGGCGGCGGCACAAUAUUUAGCAGCACCACUUCUUCCUCUGCUCCCCCGCCGGCCUUUUUAUUCGGACAGGCCAACAACAGUAUGAGCAGUUCAGCUUUUGGCAAUCCUUCUGAUUCAAAUACCACACAGUCUUUUGGGUUCUCUCACGACAGCAAGCCGCCAACAACCACUUCCAGUGCAAGCACUCCUGCUCCAUUCCUGUUUGGCUCAGUCGCCCCCACUAACAUCACACCUAACACCGGCUUCAGUUUCUCAGCACCUACCACAACCACACCUCCUACAGGUUCCUCUUCUUCCUUUGUGUUUGGCUCUGGAUCUUCAGCUUCUACAGCCGGUCCAGCUUUUGGUGCUAGUCAGACACCGACAUUUGGUCAAAGCCAAGCCUCCAAUCAGACCAGUACUCCAAACUUUGGAUCACUUUCCUCAUCUUCAUUAUUUCCUGCUAGCUCUCUGCCUGCUCCUCCAGCUUUUGGGACUGUUUCAGGUAGUGCCCAGCCUUCUGUCUUUGGACAACAAGCUAACCAACAACCUGGUUUUGGUUCAGCUACAGCUCCCAGUAGUAGUCAAGUAUUCCAGUUUGGAAGUAGUCCUGCUAAUUUCAACUUUUCAAGCAACAAUCCAGCAAUAUUUACCUUUGGUGCAGGUUCAACUGCACCAGCACAGCCAACAGGUUCUUCGGGAUUUGCAUUUACUCAGGCUUCAUCAUUUAAUUUGGGCAGGAAUAACGGGAAAAGUACAUUCGCCACGGGAUCUUCAGUGACUAGUCGGAAGAUAAAGACAGCUGUUAGACGUAGAAAAUAAAAAUAUUAAUGAUUGUUACAGACAGCAACUCAAUUGCCACAGUUGGUUGCCCUGCAUUGUUCAGUUCCUGAAUUGUACCUCAUGUUGGGUUUAGCUGAAGCCAGGUCUGCCUAAACUCUGCUCGCUUUUUUUUCUCUCCAUUUAAGUUUUUUUUAAAAACAACAACAAUAACAAUAAUAAUAAUAAUUAGAAUUGGUGGUAGGGAGGAUCUUGAGCAAAACUACUUUAGAAUCCAGCAGUUUUUCUUCCCUGACUUGGCAUGGUCUGGCUAUAGAUAUAAAUAUAGCCUGCACAGCGAAUGGCUUCAUAUAAUUCCUCUGUUUGCACCCACUUUGUGCGCUCUUCUGCAUUUAUGGACAGUUCAAAAUUGUAAUUAUAUUAGAGAGGGGAGUCUGUAUAGAAUAGAGAAUGUGGAUAAUGAAUUUUCUUUGCCGAGUUUGUGCUGAUGUAUGUGUGAAGUGAGCGAGUUGUGUGUAUAGUGCACUAAUUCUGAUAGAGGAAGAAUGGUUAAAGAAUAGUCCAUGCUAAGGACUAGUUAGAUCAGUAGUAUUUCAUUCAAUAAUUAUAUGCUCUUUCUAUUUUCAUUCUUACUUAUCUCGCCUUUUCAUUAUUUUAUUAUGAAACAAAUGUGUAAAUACUAUUCUGUUUCUCUAUGUACUUUGACAUAACAAAUCUGUGAACUUGAAAUUUUAAUUUUGUGUGUUACUGCAAAUUUUUGUUUAGUAUUGUCUCAGAUUUUAUUAUGUAAAUCUCAUUAUUCAAAGUUGCCUAAAUCCAUUAAAAACAUUUAAAAUUGGGAAUUCUUAAAGUAAAUUUAUUGGCUUUUCUGAUCCAUUUUUGUUUGGACCAAAAACCAGUAUUGUACAAAGUGUUAAGUAUAUAU
Molecule: messenger RNA, 5265 nt
Organism: Pseudonaja textilis
Lineage: Eukaryota; Metazoa; Chordata; Lepidosauria; Squamata; Elapidae
Gene: NUP153
Product: nucleoporin 153
Biological process (GO): RNA export from nucleus; protein import into nucleus
Cellular component (GO): nuclear pore
Molecular function (GO): structural constituent of nuclear pore
Source: RefSeq, a predicted model, not a curated record